GCGCUCGCCAUCCGCGCUCGCCCUCCGCCGGCCCGCCGCCCCCGGCCCGCGCCCGGCGCCCCAGCCUCGCGCCCGAUGGUGAGCAGCGUGUUGUGCCGCUGCGUGGCCUCUCCGCCGCCGGACGCCGCCGCCACCACCACCAGCACCUCGUCGUCGCCGGCUGCCGUGGGGGACCCGUGCGGCGGCGCCGUCUGCGGGGGUCCGGACCACCGGCUGCGCCUGUGGAGCCUCUUCCAGUCCCUGGACGUCAACCGCGACGGCGGCCUGUGUGUCAACGACCUGGCCGUGGGCCUGCGGCGUCUGGGCCUGUACCGCACCGAGGGCGAGCUCCGGAAAAUCGUGCAGGCUGGCGACAAGGACCUUGACGGGCAGCUGGACUUUGAGGAGUUUGUCCAUUACCUCCAGGACCACGAGAAGAAGCUGCGACUGGUGUUUAAGAGUUUGGACAAGAAGAACGAUGGACGGAUCGACGCCCAGGAGAUCAUGCAGUCCCUGCGGGACCUGGGGGUCAAGAUAUCCGAGCAGCAGGCGGAAAAGAUUCUCAAAAGAAUACGGACGGGCCACUUCUGGGGCCCUGUCACCUACAUGGAUAAAAAUGGCACAAUGACCAUCGACUGGAACGAGUGGCGGGACUACCACUUGCUGCACCCCGUGGAGAACAUCCCCGAGAUCAUCCUCUACUGGAAGCACUCCACGAUCUUUGAUGUGGGUGAGAACCUGACGGUGCCUGAUGAGUUCACGGUGGAAGAGAGGCAGACCGGGAUGUGGUGGCGGCACCUGGUGGCCGGCGGUGGGGCGGGGGCCGUGUCCAGGACCUGCACAGCCCCCCUGGACAGACUGAAGGUGCUCAUGCAGGUGCACGCCUCCCGCAGCAACAACAUGUGCAUCGUGGGUGGCUUCACACAGAUGAUCCGUGAGGGGGGGACCAAGGCCCUGUGGCGGGGCAACGGCAUCAAUGUCCUCAAGAUUGCCCCCGAGUCGGCCAUCAAGUUCAUGGCCUACGAGCAGAUCAAGCGUCUCGUCGGGAGUGACCAGGAGACCCUGAGGAUUCAUGAGAGACUUGUGGCUGGCUCCCUGGCCGGGGCCAUUGCCCAGAGCAGCAUCUACCCAAUGGAGGUUCUGAAGACCCGAAUGGCCCUGCGCAAAACUGGCCAGUACUCAGGCAUGUUGGACUGUGCUCGCAGGAUCCUGGCCAAAGAGGGGGUGGCAGCCUUCUACAAAGGCUAUGUGCCCAACAUGCUGGGCAUCAUCCCCUAUGCCGGCAUCGACCUCGCUGUCUAUGAGACGCUCAAGAACACGUGGCUGCAGCGCUACGCAGUCAACAGUGCGGAUCCUGGCGUGUUCGUGCUGCUGGCCUGUGGCACCGUCUCCAGCACCUGCGGCCAGCUGGCCAGCUACCCCCUGGCCCUGGUGAGGACCCGGAUGCAGGCACAAGCAUCCGUGGAGGGCGCCCCGGAGGUGACCAUGAGCAGCCUCUUCAAGCACAUCCUGCGGACCGAGGGGGCCUUCGGGCUGUACCGGGGGCUGGCCCCCAACUUCAUGAAGGUGAUCCCGGCCGUGAGCAUCAGCUACGUGGUAUAUGAGAACCUCAAGAUAACCCUGGGUGUGCAGUCACGGUGACGGCCCCGGGACAUGGAGCCAUCUCAUUCUGUGAAUGUGCCAACACUAAAGCCGCCUGAGCCAAGCUGGGAGAAUGGGGCAGAGCUGGCAGGAAGGCCGCGGGCACAGCUUGAGUGCAGGCGUCUCUUAUGGUGCCUGCAGGUGGCGGCAGGCCCCCAGGCAGCUCCCAUCUGCUCUCGAGGUCGAAUCAGCCUUCCCCAUCGCUUCCCCCUCUGCUGCUCUGACUGGGGAGCAGGGGCUGGCAGCCCCCACCCUCUGCACCUGCAGCCACAGGACUGACCUGUGCGGGCACCACGAUGGGGUCUGACUCAGGUGCCCACCCUCUUCUGAAUUCAUGCACACAUAGGCACCUGGACAUCACGUGUGCAUGAGGGUCGCAUGGCUGCCCAGAGCCUCUGCUCUGACUGACCCAGCCCACUGUGGGACAGUGGACAGUUGGGUUCAGGGUGGCGGGCAGAAGGGACGCCCCAGCAAGACCGCGCCACGGCGGCAGCAGCCUUAACCAUGAUGUUGGGGAGAAGGUUCUGUUUAGAAGGGAGCUGGGCGAGCAGCAGCCCUGUGCUUCUGGAGGGAGGACAGGAAGUGAGCCCCUGCUGUCCCGCGAGUGAGUCUGUGUCGGCGCCCUGGGUGGGGCUGGGGUGCUGUGGCCCAGCUUGUGGAGCCCAUGGGACCAGCCUCACAUUCCACUGACGCCACGUGUCACUGCUUGGAGCCUAUUUAUUUUGUAUUUAUUUGAACAGAGUUAUGUCCUAACUAUUUUUAUAGAUUUGUUGAAUGGAUAGCCUGUCAUUUUCAAGUUCAUUUUUUUAUUCAUAUUUAUGUUUACGGUCAGUUGUACCUCCCAACACCACCUGGUGGCGCUGUGGAGGCACCACCCGCUUCCCAUGUGGAAUUACAGAGAAAUAAGGCCAGAAGGGAGGCGGCCUGGUCCUGGGUGGAAGACAUUGAGGCAGGCCAGGUCAGGGCUGGCCCCCAGUGGCCCCCAGGCAGCCUCAGGGGCCCAGGGCCAGAGGGGGAGCCUGGGGGAGAAGCCGAAAUCACAGUGAGGUGGAAGAUGGGCCGAGGCUUCCAGACUCGGAGGAGGUAUUGAUUUCAGCCCUUCUGAAGGCCAAGGUUUGGUGGGUUUGCGGUGGAGGCUGCUCUGCCCCCACCCAUCCGUGGAGCGGGCUCCCUUCUCAGCUGCUCUGCUCGUAGCACUGGCCACCUGACCUUAGCAGUGCCCUCAUCGCCCCAGAGACGCCUGAUGGAGUUUAAGUAGGGAGCGAAAAUCAGUGCAAACAUGAUUGUUACACAGGGUGAUAACUGGGACUUGUCCAGAGCUGGUGAGAAAGUCUUGAAGUUGUCAUUGAAAACAGCCUUCUAAUAAAGUUAUUUCAUAA
Messenger RNA from Ochotona curzoniae (black-lipped pika), 2999 nucleotides. It is a transcript of the gene SLC25A25, whose product is annotated as solute carrier family 25 member 25. The record is from RefSeq and is a predicted model, not a curated record. Gene Ontology annotation, cellular component: mitochondrial inner membrane. Gene Ontology annotation, molecular function: calcium ion binding; ATP transmembrane transporter activity. Bases 76 to 1620 code for a protein of 514 amino acids. Gene Ontology annotation, biological process: transmembrane transport. The transcript has 11 exons. Lineage: Eukaryota; Metazoa; Chordata; Mammalia; Lagomorpha; Ochotonidae.